Molecule: messenger RNA, 6210 nt
Organism: Hemiscyllium ocellatum (epaulette shark)
Lineage: Eukaryota; Metazoa; Chordata; Chondrichthyes; Orectolobiformes; Hemiscylliidae
Gene: gigyf2
Product: GRB10 interacting GYF protein 2
Exons: 30
Coding region: 110-4114 (1334 amino acids)
Biological process (GO): insulin-like growth factor receptor signaling pathway
Cellular component (GO): membrane; vesicle; perikaryon
Molecular function (GO): protein binding
Source: RefSeq, a predicted model, not a curated record
UAUUAUUCCGCCAUCUUGUCACCGAGGAGAGUAGGAACGCUGCGAGUGAGACGGCGAGAAAAACCUUCCCUGUUCGCGAUCCGUGCAGUGAAUUGACGGAGAAAAGAAAAUGGCAGCAGAAACGCAAACCCUUAACUUUGGGCCUGAAUGGCUUCGUGCAUUGUCAAGUGGUGGGAGUAUUACCUCCCCACCCCUCUCACCAGCAUUGCCAAAGUAUAAAUUAGCAGAUUACCGUUACGGACGAGAAGAAAUGCUAGCACUUUAUGUAAAGGAUCUCAAGAUUCCUGUAGAUCUAACUGAUAAGGAGUUUCUUCCUAUUUUACAAGAGGAGCCCCUACUACCUUUAGCACUUGUGCCAUUUACAGAAGAAGAACAGAGAAAUUUUUCUAUGUCUGUAAAUAGUACAGCAGUACUGAGAUUAAUGGGACGAGGUGGAGGAACUGUGGUUGGGGCACCAAGAGGUAGAAGUUCCUCAAGAGGUAGAGGUAGAGGGCGAGGUGAGAGUGGUUUUUACCAAAGAAGUUUUGAUGAAGGUGAAGGGGGUUUUGGUCGAGGAGUUCGUGAAAUGCACAGAUCGCAAAGUUGGGAGGAAAGGGGAGAACGGCGGUUUGAAAAACCAGGGCGAAAAGAACCAGGUUCAAGUCAUCCUAAGGACCAACAUUCCAACUUGGGUGCUCCAAAUGAUUUCCUCUCAUCCUCUGGGUUUCUUUCAAAAUCAGGGAGACCAUCUUUUGAAGAAAUGGGAUCAUCAACAAGGAAGCAUGAAUUCACCCGUUCAGAGAGUGAGAAUUGGCGAGUCAGUAGGGAUGAGCAGAAUGGUGACGACGAUGAUGGAGGUUGGCGUUUAGCAGGACCUCGUCGGGAAGGGGACAGAUGGCAGCCUCAUAGUCCAGGUUGGAGAGAGCCCACAGAACGCAGAAGACGGUUUGAUUUUGAGUACCGAGAUAAAGAUGAUGAACGCGGUCAUCGACGAGUGCGCUCUGGUAGUGGUAGUGUGGAUGAUGAAAAAGAUAGCCUGCCAGAAUGGUGUCUGGAGGAUGCAGAGGAGGAGAUGGGAACAUUUGAUUCUUCUGGAGCGUUUUUGUCUUUAAAGAAAGCUCCUAAAGAACCUAUUCCAGAGGAACAGGAAUUAGACUUUAAGCAGUUGGAGGAUGAAGAAGAGAGAUCAAAUUCAGAGGACAGUGAAAAGGAAGAAGCUAAGGAGCCUGAUAAGAGAAUCAAGGAAAAGGCUGAUGAAGAAACAAACAAAACUGAAGAGAACAAAGAUGUAUCCUGUACAAAUUCAUCGCCAUCUCCUUUGGAACCUCAGAUGUCAAUAGUUGCUAGCCCACCCAAACAGGAAGAAAAGAUGCAAGAGAAAACUGACAAAAUUGAGGAUGCACAACAAAGGUCUGCCAAGGAAGUGAUGGAUACCUCAGCCCCUUAUCAAAAACCUUUAAUUCCAUCUGUUAAUAGCACUAAUACUACUACUGCUGCUACAACUACAACUACGGCAUCGCCUUCACCCAAGAUCACAGCCGUUGCAAACCGGAACAUACCUCAGGAUAAUGAUGACGAUGAAGGGCUAAAACAUCUUGAGCAGGAAGCCGAAAAGAUGGUAGCAUCAUUGCAGGAUAAUGCCUUAGAUGAUGAAAGACUGUCAACACAAAUUCAGGAUAAACGAACUAAAGCUGCCUCCAUGCCAUUGACACAUGAUGCUGCUAUGAAAUGGUUUUAUAAAGAUCCACAAGGCGAAAUACAAGGACCUUUCACUAACCAAGAAAUGGCAGAAUGGUUCCAGGCUGGCUACUUCACAAUGUCUUUAUUCGUAAAGAGAGGCUGUGAUGAGGGUUUCCAGCCAUUGGGAGAGGUUAUUAAGAUGUGGGGCAGAGUACCUUUUGCUCCAGGAACGUCUCCUCCUCCAUUGCUGGGUGAGCUGGACCAGGAAAGACUGAAGAGACAACAGGAGCUUGCUACCUUGAAUUUGUAUCAGAUGCAGCAGAUACAGUGCCAGCAGCUUCUGCAGGCACAGCUUAUGACCCGGCAACAAUAUGCACAAGCAAUAGCACAUCAUCAAAAGGCAGCUGUGGAAGCCAUAACAACGCAGCAGCAACAGCAGCAACAACAGCAACUAGCCGUCAUACUUGAGCAGUUUCAAGCCUUAAAGUUAAGAUCCUCAGAGCAAGGUCUGACGCCUCCAGCAACACGUUCCAUGAGUGUGCCUGAUAGUGCCUCAAUAUGGGAAUUGCAGGCUACAUCAUCUCAACCCUCAGGUUGGGACGGUGGUAGCGUGUGGGACUUGCCAGUCGAUGCCCCGGUUCAGGGAACCACAGUCGAGCAAAUCCAGCAGAUUGAGAGAGGAAAAGCUGCCAAGCUUGAGCAAGAAAAGAGGGAUGCAGAAAUUAGAGCUAAAAAGGAGGAAGAGGAAAGAAAACGACAAGAAAUCCGUCGCCAUCAGGAAGAGCUUUUGCGAAGGCAAGAGGAGGAGAGAAAACGAAAAGAGGAAGAGGAACUUGCAAGGAGGAAACAGGAAGAAGCACUCCAGCGCCAAAGAGAUCAUGAAGCAGCAGUUCGUCGACAAAAGGAAGAGGAGGAGCGACAGCAGGAAGAAGCCCGCCGGCAUGAAGAAAGGCAGAGGGAAGAGGAAGAAAGACGUCAAAAGGAAGAAAUCCUUCGAAAACAGGAAGAAGAGCGGCGACGUAAAGAUGAAGAGGCAGCACAAUGGGUGAUGGAGGAGGAAGAAACUCGGCGACGAAUGGAAGAAGAUAACCGCCUCCGAAUGGAGGAGGAGAAUAGACUCCGACUAGAAGAGGAGGAACAAAAACGCAAAGAUAUAGAGCGUCAUAAAGAGCUGCAGAAACAGGAGUCCAUACGACAAAGACAACAGCAACAAGAGGCACUGAGACGUUUACAGCAACAGCAGCAACAACAACAGUUAGCACAAAUGAAGCUUCCUUCCUCUUCAACAUGGGGCCAGCAGUCGUCAUCAGUUUCAUCGCAAACCCAGAGUACGCUGUCACUAGCUGUGAUACAGAAACUAGAGGAGGAAAGAGAACGGCAGCUACGCGAAGAGCAACGGCGGCAGCAACAGGAUUUGAUGAAAAUUUUGCAACAACAAAAUCAGCAGCAGAAACUGUCAGGAUGGGGAAAUAUUCCCAAACCUUCAGUCACUACCAAAUCACUUCUGGAGAUACAGCAAGAGGAGUUCAAGCAAAUGCAAAAACAGCAGGAGAACAAGACACAGACAAGACCAUCAGCAGCAGUAAAGCUUAAUCUCUCUGCUUGUCAUGAGGAGUCAUCGUGUAAGAAUGCUGUAACGAUGAAAAGAGAGGAAGCAUCUACUAAGCGAAUAGGAUCAGAGCGGAACCACCAUUCCAGUUUACCAGUGAACACUACUUCUGUAUGGGGUUCAGUAAAUGCCAGUCCUGUCAACCAGUGGGGAACAGACAUUAGCAGUGUAUGGGGUGCUCCAGACCACAAGAACACAAAUGUGGGCUUCUGGGAUGAGGCUGUGAAAGAAGUCGGUCCUCCAGCAAGAAACCAGCUCUCCAAAAGUAACAAGAACAAUUCUAACCCUGGAAAGUCCCAUGGAGUUCAGAACAAAGCAAAUAAAAAGGCCGAAGAGGAGGAAAAGCUAAUGAAGUUGUUUCAGGGUGUGAACAAGUCACAAGAUGGAUUUACCUUGUGGUGUGAACAGAUGUUGCACGUUCUUAACACAGCCAAUAAUUUGGAUGUCCCUACGUUUGUCUCAUUUUUGAAAGAAGUUGACUCUCCUUAUGAAGUCCAUGAUUAUGUCCGAGCUUACCUUGGUGACACGCCAGAAACAAAAGACUUUGCAAAGCAGUUCCUAGACCGACGUGCCAAACAGAAAGCCAACCAACAACGUCAACAGCAACAGCAGCCAGUACGGCAACAACAGGAUUCAGCAUGGACGGUGAGUCAUACAGGCCUACAGCCUAUCUAUCCAUCAAAUCACAACAGAAAUCAACAGUCUAAUUUUGAAUCUGUGCAGUCUGGGAAAAAGAAGAAAAAACAGAAGAUGAUACGUGCUGAUCCCAGCAUUUUAGGUUUUUCUGUAAAUGCUUCAUCUGAGCGUCUGAACAUGGGAGAAAUUGAGACACUUGAUGACUACUGAACAUAAGAAAAUGCUUGAUUUAUUUAAAAAAAAAUGAGUUGUUAAUCAUGAAUUCUGAAUGCACCAACCAAUAUCAGUUAAUUAAAAAAAAACAAAUCUAUCACCUUGAGUUCAUGUCUGUCUUUGUACUUCAACACACCUGUUUCUCAUGGCCCUUCCUUACAUAGUACAAUCAUGUUUCAAGUACAGAGCAGUCUCUUCAAAAGCCUCUGCACCAACCUGCAUGUUUUCAAGCAUUGAAUCACGUUUUCCACUGUGUAAUAUUAAUGGUGCAGUUAAACAUAGUACCCUUUGUUCUAUAGAAACCUGUUUCCUUAUCACUAUUAUUGGAUUUUAUUCAGAAUACAUGAUUAACUGGUCUAUUCAAUGUUGGUCACGUUAACAUCCAUUCUUUGAACAUUACAGAACAAUCGUGUCAGUAAUGUAUUUAUAAGCUAAUUCUAUAAUACACAUGUUGAAGUGCUUGCUUUAGUACUGAGGUGUAUUAAAAGUGGUUUGGAUAUUUUAAGGAUAUCCAAUAUGUUUCUGUAAGAAAAACACCUAUUCUGUCUAGCCCAUUUUAAAGAGAUUUUAGACUAUGUUUUUGGCCUUGUACAGUCUUUUGAAAUUAAUAUAUUUGCGAUAUUCAAUACACUAUAGCUGUCAUAAAAUAUGCAGUUAUAAACAACGAAAGCGUUAGUUAAAAUAUUUCCGGAAAUUCAGAAAUCACAGUAUUCUUUGUUAUACAGUUGCUGCAUGAAGGCUGCAAUGUGUAACUAGAGACAUUUUUAAAAUUUCAGUUUGACACUGUUCAACAUGCAUGUGCAGGCCAUUGCCCAGGAAGAAGCUUUUUCUCUUAAAAGGGCUGUACCCACUACUUGUUCAGGUUAUAUUUUAAAAUUGUUGAAAAUCAAUUUUUUUUACAGCAUCUUGGUCUAAUCAAAGUUUGUUUUACAACAUAAAGAUGGCUAUGGAAAAAAAUGCUGCAGUACUGUAUGCCACCAGUUAUAGUGCAACAUUGAAUUUGCAACUUAUUUACUGUAUUUAGGUGUACAGAAGAUUCCCUUUGAAAGGGAACUUGGGUAAUUGACCCUUUGGUGACUGAAGGACUCUUUUAGUUUCUGAGAAACAUGUUUUGAAUCACUUUUUUUUAAAAAUAAGAUUCUGUAAAAACAUAAUGCUAAAUAUUAGACUGACAAGUUAUAUACACAGAACAUGUCUCUAGUGUACAUUCGGAAUUAAAAUGCAGUGGAUCCUGCUUAUUGUCACUGCUUUCUUCAUGUCACUUUUCUAAAGCCAAUAUUUUUAAUGGUUUUUUCAAUUCUGUUCAAAUUACUUUGGGUUUGUUUUUGUUUAAAGACACUUGCAGCACUCCCUCCUUUCCCUACUGCUCCACAGUGGCAUAGGUAAAUUUGGCAGCAUAAGUGCUGGUGAGAAAGAAAUUUGGACUUCAGCACAAGGUUUAGACCCUCCUCUCUCUCAAUCCCCCCACACCCACCAACCAGGCCCCCUCAAAUCCCUCAACCACCACUAUCAUUCUGGCACUACAAGUUAGAGCUCACCACAUGACACUUCCUGUGGUCCUUUUGCUUGCUUUAUGCACCUGUACACUUUAUGAAUACUUACUUGUCCCAUGCAGAUGCAAAUAUUUGCAGCUUGUGGGGUGAAGGAAGCAUCAUUUAAAAUCUCUACAAAUGCCCCUAUUCGUCCUUAACUUGUGUUUUCUAUAUUAGCCAAUGCCAUCUUGAUUACAGUCAUUUAGGUUGUUAAUAAAGUGACUGUAAGAGGAACUCGUGUUGAGAUGAUGUUUAGAAUAUCCAUAUGGAGUGAAGGGCACCAGUUGUUUCACUAUAUUGGAGUGUGCACUAAUUGUCUUCUCAUUGCAUACUAUUCCAUCUCCUUAAAUGCAUGAUUUAUUUAAAACUGAAAUCUGAAAACAUUGAAAAAUAUUCUGUACAAUAAAAUUUGUAUGCAGGUUUUCAAUCUACUCUCUUGUGAUAUCUACAUUACUGGCAGCCACCUAAACACCACAUGCAGCUGCACUGUCCAAGUAUUUAUCUAGAAAUUUUUUGCAGUGUUGGAUUAAUAAUACUGUGCAAGGCAAAGAAUUUUAUAUG